Messenger RNA from Amborella trichopoda, 2206 nucleotides. NCBI's taxonomy places the organism in Eukaryota, Viridiplantae, Streptophyta, Magnoliopsida, Amborellales, Amborellaceae. The record is from RefSeq and is a predicted model, not a curated record.
UCGAUUCGAAAAGAUUGUUCCGAUAUUGAAAGCCUUACAGUUUAUCAUCACGACUUCAAGAUAUAUAAAUAUAAUAAAAAAAUUUGUCCUAAAAUAAAGCGCCUUGCAUCGCAUUAUCGAUUUAUUUUCAUAUUUUUUAAGUAUUUAUAGAUGUACUUGAUCUACAUCAUUUUCCGCCUUUCUUAGAUCUACAUCAAUUUCCCCUAUCUUAUGCUAAAUUUGUUUUGAAGGCAAAUUCUGCAAAAUAAUAUUGAUUUCCAGGUUUUCUUUUUUCAUUUUCAUUUUUUAUUCGACCAUUUGAUCUGAAAUUUUAUUCAUAGAUUGCUUUUACAAUCAUUUUUCAACAAAAAAAAGUGUUACACGUGAAUUCACACUGCACAAAAUCAAUCCCCAAUUCCAUCCAUCUCUAGAUCUGCUUUGCUUCGAUCCGCAACUGAUUCUCCUUUCAAAUUGAAGUGCAUCGUGUAUUUCUCUGUAAAUUGCAGAGGAAGGAAGGAAUAAAACUUGAACACUAAAGCUCUGCAACUCUUUGAAAGGCCUGCAACUCUUGAGGGGAAAGAGGAAAGGAAGAGGGACAGAAAAGGAUGGAGUCCUCUUCUUCUCCCACCAUGCGGGGGAGCAAGAAUGGCGGAGAAGAAGAGCUAUCAUCACCCCGCCUAAUACAAUCAACCCUAAGCCCUAGAAAACUCGAAUCGAGCAACUUCCAUUGCUGUGAUUCCUCGAACUCUUGUAGCAGCACCGACAACGUGGCGGAGGGCGUGAGCCAGCGGUUCGAUUCGAUGGAUGCGCUCGAGAUCUUGCGAGAGACGGUGAGGAUCCUCCGCUGCAAGUCCUCGGCUUUCAUGACCAUAGUUGCCGUGCUCAUAUGCCCUGUCUCCGCCAUCCUCUUGUCCGACGCCCUGGUCUUCGACCGCUCCCUCGUCAAGAGCGUCUCCCUUCGCCUUCUCUCUCUGGCCAUCUCUAGUGGGAUCCCGCCGACCCUAUUCUUGAAGCAGUCGUGCCGGAGGGUCUCGGAGAUGCUUGUGUCCUCUGCAUUUUGUUUCCCUCUCUUCAUCACCCUCUCUCUCCUCUCGAAGGCAGCAAUUGUGUACUCGGUCGCCUGCACCUACUUCGGUAAGCAGCUCUGGCUAUCCAAAUUUUUUGCAACAGUUGCCAAGAUUUGGAGGAGACUCGUAUCGACCUAUUUGUUGAACUGUGCUGCCAUUUUGGGAUGCGUGGUGCUUUUUGUGCUGGUCCUCACCACUGUAUGCAACAUGUUUGUUAUAAUGGGGGUGCCAUCGAGUUUGAUAAUUUACCCAGCUUUCGGGUUGGCGGUAGCAUUCUCGGUGGUUUUUGCUCAUGUAAUCAUUAUAUGCAAUUUGGCUAAUGUCAUUUCGGUUUUGGAGGAUCUUUCAGGCCCUCGGGCUUUUCUUAGGGCGGUGUUUUUGAUCAGGGGACAGACCCAAGUUGGUCUUUUGAUAUUUCUUGGAUCGACCAUUGGGAUGGCUUUUGUGGAGGGACUGUUUGAGUACAGGGUGAAGACCUUGAGCUAUGGCGAUGGGUCUUCAAGGAUAUGGGAGGGGCCACUGUUGGUGGUGAUGUAUUCUUUUCUGGUGCUUAUCGAUUCUAUGAUGAGCGCGGUGUUCUACUUCACAUGCAGGUCAUCUAGCUUGGAAACACUUGAUUCCGAUGACCAUGAUGCACCAGUAGUGGAACCCAUGAGAUGUUUCCCUCUGUCUCUUUUUAGCCAUUGAUACUUGGUGAUUAUCUCGUGAGGUUGUCAUUUUGGGCUGCAUUUGCCAUGGUUGAUACAUGGACGUGAUGUUGCCUUUGGCGCGAUGGCUGUGACCUCCUAUUGUCCUUCAGCUUGAUGAAAAUGAUGGCCUGUGAUUGCUGCAUUGGCUGGAUAGUAGAAUGGAUGCUCCUCUUGUUAACUCCUUUUCUUUGUCAUGUUAUGUGGGGCAAAGUUGCUGAGAGAUAACUUGAAGGCUUUGGAUUGAAAUAAAAGAGAGGAAAUCACUGAUCGAGAGGAAAGAAGAAGAACAAUUCCUAAUUCGAUGUUUUGUAUUCUUUUUUACUCCAUUUUCUUCGUUCUCUCCAAAUUCUAUACACAUGUUACCUCUUUCAUGAGGAUCUAUAAGGUGCUUCCUUCUUUUCAUGGUAAGCACUCUUCAAAUCCUAUAUUCUCAUUUGUGAGACAAUAAUGGAAUCGAAUUGCAUUUCCUAA